Lingula anatina is the source of this 1400-nucleotide messenger RNA. Its product is annotated as pre-mRNA-splicing factor 38A. NCBI's taxonomy places the organism in Eukaryota, Metazoa, Brachiopoda, Lingulata, Lingulida, Lingulidae. The record is from RefSeq and is a predicted model, not a curated record.
CUAACGUGAGCUUAAAGAGGCAUCAUGGCGAACCGAACAGUAAAAGACGCUGUUUCUAUAAAAGGCACAAACCCACAGUAUUUAGUAGAAAAGAUCAUUCGGACAAGAAUUUACGAAUGUAGAUACUGGAAAGAAGAGUGUUUUGCAUUAACAGCGGAACUUUUGGUUGACAAAGCAAUGGAGUUGAAAUAUGUAGGAGGGGUGUUUGGUGGUAAUAUAAAACCCACUCCGUUCCUUUGUCUGGUCUUGAAGAUGCUACAGAUACAGCCUGAGAAAGACAUUGUGGUUGAGUUUAUCAGAAAUGAAGAUUUUAAAUAUGUCAGAGCUUUAGGUGCACUAUAUAUGAGGUUGAUUGGGACUUCACUGGACUGUUACAAAUAUCUAGAACCACUCUACAAUGACUUUAGAAAGAUGAAACAGCAAGACAGAAUGGGAAAUUUCUCAAUUAUUCACAUGGAUGAGUUUAUAGAUUCUCUGCUGCGAGAAGAGAGGGUGUGUGAUAUCAUCCUUCCUAGAAUACAGAAGAGAGCAGUGUUUGAAGACAACAAUGAGCUGGACCCACGGGUCAGUGCCCUUGAAGACGACAUGGAGGACAUGGAAUCCAGUGAUGAAGGAGAAAUAGUGGAGAAUGAUAAGAGGAGUCCAACUCCAGAAAGGAAGAGAGGGAACUAUCGUGACUUAGACCAACCCAGAGAUCCUCCGUCUCCCAGAUAUCGUAGAAGUAGCAGAUCACCAGCCAGGAGGAGGCGAUCACGGUCUAGGGAUCGAGAUAGAGAUCAAAGGAGAAGAAGAAGCAGAUCAAGAGAAAGAAGACACAAAUCACCAAGCCACAGACACAAGCACAGAGACGAGGAUGACAAACAUAAAAGGCACAAGAAGUCAAAGAGAAGUCACAGAUCUAGGUCUAGAUCAAAGGAAAGAAGUAAAAAGACUGAAAGUAGCAGUAAAUCUAGUAAAGAAGAUCUUGAAAUUAAAGAAGCUAAUGAACUAAGAGCCAAACUAGGUCUUGCUCCUCUCAGGCCAUGAGUUUCAUUUCAUGAGCUGCAAAGUCCACUUAGAUUGAUAUCAAACUUUGAUGUCCAAUUAUCUAAGAUUUGUUUAUUUUUUAUCCAAAUGAAAAUUUGGACGUACUCUCUUUUAAGUUGACACCAGCAUUCUUAGGGUCAUUGAAAGCUGUGGUCAAUGCUUGCUGGAAGAGCCAUGAAAGGACUAGGUUUUGAGAGUGCUUGAGCUGUAGUAGAACCAUUCACACAAAAACAGCAAUUUUACUUUAGAAUCAAUUUCUCUUUUAUUUCUCUCUUAAGAUGUACAACAGUGUAUUAAAUGAAUUCACAGUUUUGACAUUUUAACAUUCUCAUCAUGUACAUAGUAUACAUAUAAUAAAGUACCCAAUACUGCUA